Messenger RNA from Purpureocillium takamizusanense, 462 nucleotides. RefSeq lists its product as uncharacterized. The transcript has 2 exons. The coding region runs from base 1 to 462 and encodes 153 amino acids. Gene Ontology annotation, biological process: fungal-type cell wall organization. Lineage: Eukaryota; Fungi; Ascomycota; Sordariomycetes; Hypocreales; Ophiocordycipitaceae. Gene Ontology annotation, cellular component: fungal-type cell wall. The record is from RefSeq and is a predicted model, not a curated record. Gene Ontology annotation, molecular function: structural constituent of cell wall.
AUGGUCAACGCCAAGGUCAUGAUCCUGUCCGCCCUCGCUGGCAUCGUCGCUGCGGGCGAGUACGCCGAGCCCCCGCACCACUCUGAGCCCACGCACCCGGCGCACUCGACCGGCACGCACCCUCACGGCAACCACACCGUCACCACGACGAAGGUCGUCAGCCGGUACACCACCUGGUGCCCGGAGCCCACCACCGUCUGCAUCGGCAGCAAGACGUACACCGUCACCAAGCCCACGACCCUGACCAUCACCGACUGCCCCUGCACCAUCACCGAGACGCACAACAAGCCCACUCAGGCAGUCACUACGCCUGUCCAGCCCGUCCAGCCCACCAAGGAGACGCCCCCUCCUCCUCCCGUCAAGCCCACGAGCCCCGUCGUCGUUGCUGGCGCCGAGGGCCGCGCCGCCGCCUAUGGCUUCGCCAUGGCUGCUGCCGGUUUCGUCGGUGCUGUUGCCCUGUAA